Molecule: messenger RNA, 4649 nt
Organism: Diorhabda carinulata
Lineage: Eukaryota; Metazoa; Arthropoda; Insecta; Coleoptera; Chrysomelidae
Product: coronin-2B-like
Exons: 9
Coding region: 946-2553 (535 amino acids)
Biological process (GO): actin filament organization
Molecular function (GO): actin filament binding
Source: RefSeq, a predicted model, not a curated record
AAGCAGUAAACUACAGUUUGUAGAAUACAUAAAUUUAAACACGCUCUUCGUGACAGUCUCUUGACCUCGUGACAAGUUCAAGUGGUAUUUUAUGCGACUGUUUUGCUAUUACGUGGUUAAUACAAAUUACUCCGUACUUAAAUGUUAACACUCGUUUAAAUAUUUUUCCAUGUAAAUAUAUAUCUUAAAUUUUUAUAGUUUCAUUUUAACUUGGUGAAACUAGUUCGAACAAAAUUAAGGUUAAGGAUCUUAUGGUAUACGUAGACUUCAGCGGUGUUGUCAAAUGCUCGCUUUCGUAAAUUGUUUGCGAAUAGUUCUAAUUACUGUUAUAUAAAAAAUAAUAAUUACCUCAAUAGAUGAGUAAACACCGAUACAAAUUUUGAAAUAAAAUUCGAAAUGUUUUACUUUUACUUUAAUGUGGAUAAAUAUUUAAAUCGUUCCUUAUUAUUUUUAUACCAACGUUUACCCGUAUCUAAUUUAACAUCAGUUGAAUCACUCAUUAUACCCUACACUGAAUUCAAAUUAAAACCCACUUUUUCCGUCGUUUAAUGAUGUUACUAACUAGACAAAACAACGCUAAGGUCUUUAAGUAGUGGUUACAUUCAUAUAUAUGCCAAAUUCUAUCUCGCUAUCUUUAACGAAUCGAACGCGAACCGCGUGAUAAGAUAAAUUUAUAAAAUAUAAAACAAAGACACUUUAUCAUUUAUAAAUUCAACCAACGUAUUGCUAUUUAUUGUAGUAAUAACAACAAUGAUCGUCAAGGUAUUUGAAAUGCAAAUUAUUAGUUGUUAAAUAAUAUUAGAAAUGAUAAUAUUGUUAGUUUUGUUGGUCGUCAUACAGUUUUAAUUUAGCAAUUCGUGUGUAUUGGUUUGUUUCAAAUAUUUUUCAUUCGCGUCACUUUCGAUUCGUGGAAUAUCUAGUGUGCUGUAGAACUCGGAUUUUUAAAUGUCAAAGCUCUGGUUUAAAGGAGUGAGGAGUUCGAAGUUCCGACACGUGUACGGAGAACCCGCUAAAAGAGAAAAAUGCUACGACAACAUACAAAUCACGAAAAACGCACACGAUUCUCAGUUUUGCGCCGUCAAUCCAAAAUUCGUAGCUAUAGUAACGGAAGUCGCCGGUGGGGGAGCUUUCAUCGUUAUACCUAUAAAUUGCACAGGAAGAUUAGAUUUUAAUGCUAGUAGGGUUACCGGACAUUCGGGACCAAUUUUAGAUAUAAAAUGGAAUCCUUUCAAUGACAACGUCAUUGCUUCAUGCUCAGACGAUUGUACGAUAAAAUUAUGGCAUAUACCCGAUGAAGGACUCUCAGUGCACCUCACCGAUUGGCUAGUGGAGCUUCAAGGUCACAAGAGACGUGUCGGUUAUAUAGAAUGGCAUCCAACCGCUAAAAAUGUUUUGUUUAGUGCAGGAUUUGAUCAUUUGGUCAUUGUCUGGGAUAUAGAAAAAGCGGAAGCUAUAAACGUAAUAGACUGUCAUCGAGACGCCAUACAUUCCAUGUCUUUAAAUAGAGACGGCAGUCUAUUGGCUACUACAUGCAAAGAUAAAAAAUUGAGAAUAAUCGAACCCAGAAGUGGGAUAGUUAAGGCCGAAAUAAUUUGUCAUGCUGGUGCAAAAGCUAGUAAAGUCGUUUACUUGGGCGCGACAGGUCGUCUUUUAACAACAGGAUUUUCUAGGCAUUCCGAUAGGCAGUAUUCGGUAUGGGACGAAUCCGAUCUUUCACAACCGCUAUUCACCGACAGUAUAGACAGUUCGUCCGGUGUGGUUUUUCCGUUUUUCGAUCCCGAUACCAACAUGGUUUACCUGGCUGGUAAAGGGGAUGGUAACAUCAGAUAUUACGAAGUGACAGACGAAGCUCCUUAUGUGCAUUAUUUAAGUCAGUUUUUGUCCGGAAAUCCACAGAGAGGAUUGGGUUUUAUGCCGAAACGUGGCGUUCGGACAUCCCAAUGCGAAAUUUUCCGUUUUUACAAAUUACACGCAACGAAAGGAAUGUGCGAACCGAUCGGUAUGAUAGUACCACGUAAAAGCGAUCAAUUUCACGACGAUCUAUAUCCGGAUACGGCCGGUACUAAACCGGCGCUUUCCGCACAAGAAUGGAUCAAAGGAAAAAACGCAAUGCCGAUACUUAUUUCCAUGAAAACCGGUGAACAAAACGAAUUGAACAUAACUUCUAUCAAACAACGUAAUACAGCUCAGAUCGUAGAACAACCUAAAUUGGAUAACAACAAAAGAAAAUUCGCUUUUCUUUCCAGAGAAACGAUACCUGAUUAUCGACCGAAGGAGGCUAUAAUUAUGGAAAAGAGUCGGAAAACUUCUAACAACGAAAAUUUUCAAAAAUUACAACAGAAAUUCAACCAAAUCGAAAUGAACAACCAUCAAGACGUUCAUUUAAUCAAAGAGGUUAAUAGUAUUGGAGAUAACAUUUUGACUGAGAACGAUUUACGUCGUGCUUAUCAAUCACAAAGCGAGGAAAUUAGAAAAUUGAAGAAACAGCUUUUGAACAGUGAACAGCGAGUCAAAGAACUCGAAGAACAACUAAAGAGGUUACUUAAAAAUUAAACCUCGUUUAUGUACACUUUUUAUUGUAUAUUUUUUUUAUACAUUUGUUUUAUUUUGUAAUUAUUAUGUUACCACAAAGUAUCAUUUGAAAGUAAUCUUUCUUAGUUUUAAAUUAUGAUUCAUGUGAUUUUUAUCAGUUAAUUUUUAAAUAUAUAUUUUGUAUGUUAAUUUUUGUGUAAUUUUGACAAAAAAAAUUUAUAUAUUAAUAAUGUGAGUAAUUUCUUCUUGGCAUGUAUGUUAUUUAAUCUAUUUUUAUUUCACAUUGUUAACAAUUAUGACACACAUCUUUUUACUCUUAAUAUCUGACUUUUUGACAUUUUCAAAGUAAUUUUGAAAUUUCUAUAUGUAGAAGAUACAAGAACAAAGCAUUCUUUUAACUAUAAUUCAAUAUCAUUCUAUCUCAAGAGAGAACUGAUUUAAAAAAAAUGUUUUUCUUAUGUGCUUGUAUGCUCAGAAAAGAAAAUUUCUUUGUAAUAUUCACAUUUUCUCAUAGCUUAAUAGCUUUCUAUGCACAAACUAUAAUAUAUAAAAUUGGAAUAGGUUUUAUUUAGAAAGGAAAUGUGUUUUCUCCAAAAAAUUAAUAUAUUACUUGUACCGUUACUACCCCAUGAAUUCUUGGCACCACUGUAGUACGUAUGUAUGGAUGGUAUCAUAUACACUGCUACCCAAAGGAUCUAUUGUGUACCCCUUUCUCACUGCGAUACUGGGGAAUCCAAUGUUUAAAGCUGAUCUGUUACUCCCACUCCUUUUAAUGCGGGUCUUCUAUUUCAUACGCUUCUAGGUGUGCUCUAUAGUUCCGUAGUGUUUCACACUUUGAGAGACCGUGGAUAGUCUUUGUUCUCUGUGCAACAAAAUCUGCAUCUAGACGACAGUUUAGUGAUAAGACUUCUGGUAGUAUUCGUAGAUUCUGUUAAUAUAUUCAGCAGAUCUUCUCUGGUUAUAGUUUCCCAAAAGAGUAUUUACUUAUCUCAGCCCCUAUAUGUUGUCCCAAUAAUUGGUUUUGCUUUUAUCUACUUUCUUUUCCAGUUCUUUUUCCAUUGUUCUGUAGCUAAUACCACAGGUUUCAGGUCCCAUGAAGGGCUUGUCUGUCCCUCACUUCACUCUGGUGAGUCCCGGAAUUCAUUGUAGACCCCCAUAGUAGAAUUAUUGUCUAAAAUAAUCUAAUUAGGAGUAUUUAGUCCCCAAUUUACUAUCAAAAAAUUUAAAAUUCGUCAGCUUACAGCUUUAAUAGAGAAAUAUUGCGCUUCCUUUCAUAAAGGAUUUGAUAUGGUGGGUCAACUGGAAUGACAAACCGAAACAUUCAUUCUGCUAUUUUAUUCUAACAAAAAAUUCAGAAAAAUGAAAUAAAAAUAAAAAAUAAGCCAAAUUAAAUAAGCUACAAUUGAAUUAAUUCAUUUUUUUGUGUUUUCAUGCAAAAGGAACGCUAUAAAAAUUUUUGCAGUUCAAUAUUAUUCGAUGAUAGUGAUGUAUGCAGUUUGACUUGAUAACGAACCAUUAGAACUCUUUGUAUGAAAAUAUCUCACUUUUAGAGUUAGGAAACAGGAAAAAUUCACUGAGAAUCAGAUCCGGUGAAUAGAAUGUGAAGGAUUAGAAUUUUGAUUUAUUAUUAUCCCAAAUUGUGUCUAAAUGUAUUAAUCAUUUUGUGAUUACAUCCCCUAAUAAUAAACAAUCUAAAAAUUACAAUUAUUAUCAAAGUAUAUUGAUGAGAAAGUAUAAAUUUGAUACGAAAGGAGAAUUAAUGCGCAAAGGGAUGAGAAAAUAGUCUAAUAUGACAGAUUUUCAAGUUUUUUAUAUUCUAAUUGUCAUUUAUUAGGUCAAACAGACCUACUUACUGAUGAAGAGAUUGUAAUAAUAAAUAAGCACAAGCAGUAUUAAAUAGGAUUAGAAAAUUGUUUGUGUCGAAGAAAAAAAAUUAUUAAAUCUUCUUGAUAAACGAAUAAAUUAUAAAAAAUGUGAAGAUUUGAUAUUUUUAAUAUGGAUGUAAAAUGUUUCGUGAAAAUAGCUAUUUUUUCAUAUUUUUUUUAUCUACUGUUAGAUGUUUAUGCAUUUUUACUAUCGAGUAGAUUUUAUUUUUAAAUAAAGUCGGCAUCAGUAAA